This is a messenger RNA of Chaetomium globosum CBS 148.51, 1260 nucleotides long. RefSeq lists its product as uncharacterized. NCBI's taxonomy places the organism in Eukaryota, Fungi, Ascomycota, Sordariomycetes, Sordariales, Chaetomiaceae. The transcript has 5 exons. The record is from RefSeq and is a predicted model, not a curated record. Bases 1 to 1260 code for a protein of 419 amino acids.
AUGAAGCUCCAACAGCGCAGCUUCCUCGCCGCCGCCCUGGCACUCGCCGGGGCCCCGAGCGUCGAUGCCGUCCUCCGAUUCUCCUGCUCCGAGCUCGUCACCGAGCGCCUGGAUCCCCUCGUUUUCCCGGGCGCCUCCCAAUCCCCCCACCUCCACCAAAUCGUUGGCGGCAACAUGUUCAACAUCACCAUGGACCCCGCCCGGCACAACAUCGGGGAAGAAGCCAGCUGCACAACUUGCACCUUCGCCGAGGACUUCUCCAACUACUGGACAGCCACGCUCUUCUUCCGCGCGCGCAACGGCAGCUACAUCCGGGUGCCACAACGCCCCAACAUCGACUUCGACGGCGCGCGCGGCGGCGGCAUGACAGUCUACUACACGGCCUCGUACCAAGGGUCCAAAGUAACGGCCUUCCAACCAGGCUUCCGCAUGAUCGUCGGCAACCCGAUGUACCGCACAUCCGACGAAGCCUCCAAAUUCCGCCAACUGACCUUCACCUGCCUUGAGACCAUGUACACGCGCACGGGCGAGACGACUUCGAUGCCGGCGCAGCCCUGCAAGGAGGGCAUCAUGGCCAACGUGCGCUUCCCGACCUGCUGGGACGGCAAGAACCUGGAUACGCCGAACCACGCGGACCAUGUGGCGUACCCGGCGAGCGGGACGUUCGAGAGCGGGGGCCCGUGCCCGGCGAGUCAUCCCGUGCCGAUCCCGCAGCUGUUUUAUGAGGUGAUUUGGGAUACGCGGGGGUUUAAUGAUAGGGGGUUGUGGCCCGAGGAUGGCAGCCAGCCGUUUGUGUGGUCGUAUGGGGAUUAUACGGGGUAUGGCACGCAUGGGGAUUAUGUCUUUGGGUGGAAGGGCACGUCGCUGCAGCGGGCGAUGGAUGAUAACUGUGAUGUGGUGUGUCCGACGUUGAAGAGUCAGAGUAUUGCGACGGGGAAUCAGUGCAAGCAGGAUAAGAAGGUCGCGGAGCAGAUUGAUGGCUGGUUGGACGGGCUGCCGGGUGGUAUCGAGCCUAGUGGACCGCAGCCGGGGGCUGGGAAUGGUGGUGGCGGAAACCCCGACCCCGGCAGCGGUGGUGGUAAUAGUGGCGGCGGCUCAUGCCAAGUCGCUAAGUGGGGCCAAUGUGGUGGCCGGGGCUGGAACGGGUGCACAGCAUUCAACAGAGGCGAGGACCAUAGUCGUGAGACAGGAAGGCUACCAAUUGGCUGGAAAAACCUUCUUGGUGUAAAUAGCAUCGCUAUCCAACCCGCCGGGGGUUGA